Molecule: messenger RNA, 593 nt
Organism: Micropterus dolomieu (smallmouth bass)
Lineage: Eukaryota; Metazoa; Chordata; Actinopteri; Centrarchiformes; Centrarchidae
Gene: mrpl42
Product: mitochondrial ribosomal protein L42
Exons: 5
Coding region: 73-510 (145 amino acids)
Cellular component (GO): mitochondrial large ribosomal subunit
Source: RefSeq, a predicted model, not a curated record
GGAACAAAAGUGAGUCUGAGUGCUAAGACGGAACCAUUAUACCGAUACACACCAGACAAUAACCAAUUGAGCAUGGCGUCGGGUCAAUUGUGCAAGCUACACAGCCUCUUAACGCGACUUUGUAACUGUGCCACACUACGACGUGCACAAACAUGUUUGGUGCCAGUGCGACACAAGGCCGCUAUCAGUGGUCCUUCACUGGAUGGCCCUAACUGUAAUGUGGAAAUCGGCGUGACUUCAGAUGGGAAAACCAUAGUGUGCUACCAUCCCACUGUCGACAUUCCCUAUGAGUUUACCCAGCCCAUAGAACGGCCAGAUCCCCUGACCAACCCGAUUGAGACCCAUGACCAGGUUUUAAAGGCCCACCUCAGCAAGGAGGUGUUGAAGGACAAAAAGGGGCCCACUAUAGAGGAGCUGAGCAAGAUGUUUUUCACCACAAAACACCGGUGGUAUCCAGUAGGACAGUACCACAUGAGACGCAGGAAGAAGGAUCCCCCAAAGGACAGAUAGAUAAAGGCAAAAGUUAGAAAACUGCAAACGAUGUUUGGUAGUCUUAUUGUCCCAAUAAUGUAUAAUAAAUUGUUAAAUGUUAA